Molecule: messenger RNA, 1506 nt
Organism: Cladophialophora yegresii CBS 114405
Lineage: Eukaryota; Fungi; Ascomycota; Eurotiomycetes; Chaetothyriales; Herpotrichiellaceae
Product: cytochrome P450, family 51 (sterol 14-demethylase)
Exons: 1
Coding region: 1-1506 (501 amino acids)
Biological process (GO): ergosterol biosynthetic process
Molecular function (GO): oxidoreductase activity, acting on paired donors, with incorporation or reduction of molecular oxygen; iron ion binding; heme binding
Source: RefSeq, a predicted model, not a curated record
AUGGAGUUGGUUUCCAGUGCUUGGAAACACGCAAGUGCAUCGAUGCUCGGCAAGAACCUGAAGUGGCGUGCUAACUUCCCUCUUAGGAUCUGGUACGGCAUGGAUCCCUUUGACUUCUUCUUUGCAUGCAAGGAGAAGUACGGCGACGUCUUCACUUUUAUCCUGCUCGGUCGAAGAGUUACGGUGUGUUUGGGUACCAAGGGGAAUGAGUUUAUCUUGAACGGCAAAUUGAAGGACGUAAAUGCUGAGGAGAUCUACACCGGGCUGACCACGCCCGUGUUUGGGGAGGGCGUGGUGUACGACUGCCCCAACGCCAAACUGAUGGAGCAGAAGAAGUUUGUCAAAUUCGGAUUGACGAUGGAGGCCUUCCAAUCCUACGUCGACUUGAUUUCGAGCGAGACACAGUCGUUCGUGGCCAAGGGCAAGCCUUUUCACGGGGAUUCUGGGACGAUCGACAUUGUCCCUGCCAUGGCGGAACUGACCAUUUAUACCGCAUCACGAUCGCUUCAGGGACCUGAAGUACGCGCCAAAUUCGACUCGACCUUUGCCGAUUUGUACCACGACUUGGACAUGGGAUUUUCACCCAUCAACUUCAUGCUUUCGUGGUUUCCUCUGCCCCAUAACCGCAAACGGGAUAUCGCGCAGAAGAAGAUGGCCGAUACGUAUAUGGAAAUUAUCAAGGCCCGACGGGCUGCUGGUGGCAAGAGGGACAAGGGCGAAGAAGACAUGAUCUGGAACUUGAUGGCCUGCGUUUACAAGGAUGGCACGCCGGUCCCUGAUAAGGAAGUUGCGCACAUGAUGAUUGCCCUGUUGAUGGCGGGACAGCACUCCUCUUCGUCGACGUCCAGCUGGAUCCUACUGAGAUUGGCCACGAGACCGGACAUCCAAGAGGAGCUGUUGGACGAGCAGAAACGGGUGCUGGGCGAGGACCUGCCGCCCCUGACAUAUGACAACCUCCAAAAGCUCACCUUGAACGCAAAAGUAGUCAAGGAGACGCUGAGGAUCCACGCCCCCAUUCACAGCAUCCUGCGGAAAGUGAAGUCACCUUUGACGAUCGUUGCGAAUACCCCGGAGGCUACCAACACGUAUCAGAUCCCCACCACUCAUACACUCAUGUCUGCGCCGGGCGUGACAUCGCGAGAGCCCGAAUUCUUCCCUGAGCCCAUGAAAUGGGAACCCCAUCGCUGGGACGAAGGCCAUCCCUUGGCAUACACCCGCCUCGGCACCGACCAAGAAGAGUUUGAGGAUUAUGGCUACGGUAUGAUCAGCAAAGGUGCCUCUUCGCCAUAUUUACCCUUUGGGGCUGGAAGACAUCGGUGCAUUGGUGAGCAAUUUGCCUAUGUCCAGCUGGGGACAGUUCUUGCGACUAUGGUCCGGCACGUCAAGUUUAGACAGAUUGAGGGCAAGCAAUUGGUGCCCACAGAUUAUUCGAGUCUAUUCAGCAGGCCGAUGGCGCCAGCGGUCGUGGAGUUUGAGAAGAGAAAAAGCGUGAAGGAGAAGAACUAG